Molecule: messenger RNA, 2298 nt
Organism: Biomphalaria glabrata
Lineage: Eukaryota; Metazoa; Mollusca; Gastropoda; Planorbidae
Product: latent-transforming growth factor beta-binding protein 1-like
Exons: 7
Coding region: 1108-1917 (269 amino acids)
Molecular function (GO): calcium ion binding
Source: RefSeq, a predicted model, not a curated record
AUGUGUUUGUUCAUUAGAUCUAACAGGCUACGUUUCCUACAAAGUAUUAGUACAGACGACCAGUUCAUUCAUUCGUUGUUCAUUUGAAGAUACAUGGAGGAAAAAAAAACUGUAAAUAGCUUUUUGGUUUGUAGCACCAAAUAAGUUUAACUCUUUCUCUCCUAACCAACGAUACCAGCGUUGAUUCCACCAGAAUGUGGUAAAUAAUUGCGGAGAGAAAAAGUUAAGAUAAAGGAAGAAAUAGACAUUCACUCUAUGACAGUGGCGCAACUAAGAACGUGUCUAAAAACAAAUUCACUCGGAUAUAAUUGUACAUCUUAAAAUAAUAAGCUAGUGCAGUGGUUUCCAAAUAUUUUUUUAAUGACCCUUUAAAAUUUAUCUUAUCUUAUAUAAUACAGACGUUACUUCAAAAAAGAAGAUGAUUACGUCCUACGCGUCAUGCAUUUAGUCAUGCAUAUUAACCAAUGACUUAAAUUCUGCCAAGUCACUGGUUUUCCUGGCUAGCUCAGGCAACCCAUUCCAUGCUCUAAUAGCACUAGGGAAGAAGAAGUAUUUGUACAAAUUUGUCCUAGCAUAUGGGACGAGGAAUGUGCCUUUAAUUGAAAGGAUUAACUAAAGACGAAAUACGUGUGUGUGUGUGUGUGUGAGUUAAUUCCAUUGAUGGUAAAUAAAGUCUUGACCUUAUUAAAUAAGAUCCACUAUCAUAGACCCCAUGUUUACAUCCCAUGGAUACCCAAUUAAUUUUCACUUUCGUAGACCCCAUUGAGGUCGUCUGAAGGUCUAAAUUGACCACUUUGGGAACCACUGGGCUAGUGCAUUCAUUUACAUAAUUAUACUUCGAAAUUCAGCUGAUUUUUAAAAAUGUAGCGGACAGCAAUAAGGUUCAAUUUAGUCUCCUUGACAUUGUUUUAUUUUACAUGAAAAUCUACAAUUUAACAGCAAUAUCUAAUUUUGUCUAUAAUUACGUUAAAAAACAAACAUCACGCUAUUUAUACCUUGUGGUCUACGUCGUUGCGGUAAAUGUUUCAGCAUAUAAAAGUUGUAAUUUGACAUUUUCUAUUUUGUUUUCUUCAUGGCGCUAACGUGUCUCAAGACUUAAUCACACACAUGUAUCAGCCUAAGCAAGUUUCGCUCACUUUGGUUGUAAUAGCGCUUUGUUUUGAAUUAUAUUUCAUCUGUGGAUGUAAUAAUGGUUACAAGCCAGACUCUUAUGGCAAUUGCGAAGAUAUUGAUGAGUGUACUGAAGACGGCAAGUGCAAUGCUGAUGUGGAGAACUGUCUUAAUUAUUUAGGCGGCUACGUCUGCUUGUGUAAAACCGGAUACGCCAGGAAUGAUGAACUGGUUUGUCAAGCGCCAGCUACAAGAGAACGGACGUUUGUAGCCAACCCAACGUCCAACCCAAAUGUCGCCAUGGGAUUUCAGGGUCCAACUGUCCAGGCGUCGUCUCUUUUACACUGCGCCCUGCUGUGUUCACAGAGUCUACGUUCAUGUCACAGUCUACUGUUCAACGAAGCAAACGGGCAAUGUACGCCAGGUACAUGGCUGUAUCCUUCAAUCUCAGCACUUGAUCCUGGUCUUGGAGUUCUUCACUACAAUGAAGGAUUCUACUGUGACCCGUUCUCAAAUUUUAUUGUUUCCAAUUAUAGCAAUGACAAAGUGUGUAUCUUUAUCUCUGACGAUGUAGCAAAUUAUACUGAUGCCAAGUCGCUCUGUAGAGAUCUCGGGGCACUAUUGUACAACGUGAAUAGUGAUUUGAAAUGGAGACAACUAAUGACUAAACUUGACCAAGUCACAGAUUAUUGGAUUACCCAUAGAAAUGAUCCCACCAUAUGUAAUUCUUACAGAAACUACAGUAUAUACCAUUAUACACUUAAUGACUGUUCAAAUCAGUUUAAAUUUAUUUGUGAAAUCGAAUAGGAAUGAACGAUAUUGGACGUACACUAUCUUUACAACCAAAAUUGUAAUCCUUUUAAAUGUAUUUGUAGCUGGGCAAAGCUCAAGUGGGCCAGGACUCAAGACCAUUGUGAUGUGUACCCUCCCGUAGCUUGAGGGUGAUAAUUAUCGUAUCGAGUCGAGACCAUUUGUUACAGAAGGCCUCAACACUGACGUGCAACGUCACAAGCUGUGGGGCAGUUUAGACCAAUAGCUUGUUGCCACGUCGAACAGACCUACGCUUAAUAUAAGCUUUGUUUUUUUUUUUAAUGUAUUUUUAUAUACUCAUUUUGUGAGUUAGAUUUAUUUAAAAUUUAAGUUUAUUCUAUUUCAUCUUAAGUUAAACUUGUCUGUAUUAUAGUAAAA